Molecule: messenger RNA, 3085 nt
Organism: Castor canadensis (American beaver)
Lineage: Eukaryota; Metazoa; Chordata; Mammalia; Rodentia; Castoridae
Source: RefSeq, a predicted model, not a curated record
AAGAAGAAGAAGAAGAAGAAGAAGAAGAAGAAGAAGAAGAAGAAGAAGAAGAAGAAGAAGAAGAAGAAAAAGAAGAAGCUACCAAACAUUUCUAAAGAGAUGUCUAUCAUCACAUGGAGUUUGAGGAGCUGCUGUAUGGCACAUUUGUGAUCCAAAUGGGGGAGAACCAAAUGUUGUGAUGUCCUGGAAGGCCUUACAAUAUAAUAAAGGAGAGGAGAAAAUUACAUCAACUUCUCAUUUUCACAUUUACUUGUAUGUAGUUACUGUAGACAAAUUCAAAAAAAUGUACAGUUAACCCUUUGAAAAGUCCCCAAAUCAUUCUAGAGACUAAUUGAUGUGGCAAAAAGAAGAUUGUUCUAUACUCAGUCUCUCUAAACCAUUGACCAUACAUCUUGUAGAAUGAGAGGCUGUUAAAUGUGAAUUUAGGUUUUUGAAUUACCAUUAGGCAAAAACAAUUUCUCUAGAAAGAGUCAUGCUUGCUAAUGAUACAUGUAACAGAACAGAUGGAGACAAUACAGAUUUUCGGUACUUUAUUUAUGCAGUGACAUACACUGUCAUUCUCAUGCCUGGUCUCAUAGGGAACAUAUUAGCCUUGUGGGUAUUUUAUGGCUAUAUGAAAGAAACCAAACGAGCUGUGAUAUUUAUGAUAAACUUAGCUAUUGCAGACCUAUUACAAGUUCUGUCCCUGCCACUGAGGAUCUUUUAUUACUUGAACCACGACUGGCCAUUUGGACCCGGUCUCUGCAUGUUCUGUUUCUACCUGAAGUAUGUUAACAUGUACGCAAGCAUCUACUUCUUAGUCUGCAUCAGUGUGCGAAGAUUUUGGUUUCUCAUGUAUCCUUUUCGCUUCAAUGACUGCAAACAAAAAUAUGACUUGUACAUUAGCAUUGCUGGAUGGAUGAUUAUCUGCCUUGCCUGUCUUCUCUUCCCUCUUCUCAGAACUAAUGGUGACACACCAGGCAACAGAACCAAAUGCUUUGUGGAUCUACCUACCAGAAACGUUAGUCUGGCUCAGUCUGUUGCCAUGAUGACUGUUGGUGAGUCAAUUGGAUUUGUGACUCCUCUUCUGAUUGUCCUGUACUGUACCUGGAAGACAGUUUUAUCACUCAAAGAUAAAUAUCCUGUUGCUCAAGACCUUGGAGAGAAAAAGAAAGCCUUGAAGAUGAUCUUAACCUGUACAGGGGUAUUCCUAAUUUGCUUUGCACCUUACCACUUCAGUUUUCCUUUAGAUUUUCUAGUCAAGUCCAAUGAAAUUAAAAGCUGCCUAGCCAGAAGAGUGAUUCUAAUAUUUCAUUCUGUGGCCCUAUGUCUUGCUAGUCUGAAUUCCUGCCUUGACCCAGUCAUAUACUAUUUCACCACUAAUGAGUUCAGAAGACGUCUUUCAAGACAAGACCUGCAUGAUAGCAUCCAACUCCAUACAAGAUCAUUUGUGAAUAGCCAUACCCCUUCUGACAUGGCAACUGAAUUAUGUUAAAUAAAGCCAAACUGAAUGUGGCCUGAAACACAAGUAUAGCAGAACACAUUCACAAUACUCCAAGCAACAGGGAAGGAAAUACUCACAGAAAGCCUUCACAACUUUUCAGUUAAGUUCUAUCUUGCCUGUAUGGGGGAUGUACAUCUUUAUAAAAGGACCUGUUUGGAGCAUUAUGUUCCACCAUCAUUGAUGUUGAUAUGUCCUGUAGUAAUUUGUCAUCUAGUCUUCAAGACUUAAACUAUAAAAUUUCAAUGACUUUCUAUACAAGCAUUUUUGCUCAACUGGAGUCCACAGUUUUGUGAACCUAAGUCACAAAGAGGUGAUUAGCUUGGGGCCACAGUAAGCACUUAAUUUUGUUUCUACAGAUAGAGUCUUGAUUUUCAGAAGUAUAAUUGUCUAUUUAUUGUAGCAAUGACAGUUUACAUUCCAACUUCAUAUUUUGGUUGUAUUUUAAGUAGUAUAGACAAUAUAUUGCUCUGUGUAAACAAAAUGUUAUAAUCACAAGAUCAUUUUUAUUUCUAUUGUGUGAUUAUACUCUGGGUUUGAAGACUCGAAAAGCUGUUUUCUUCAUUCAAUGUCAACAUGAAGCAUGAUCUAUCACACCUAGUUAUUGAAUGAAAUUUUGAACUCAGGUCUCUGGUAUGUUUAAACUAAAAACAAUUCACAGAUUCAUGUACUAUAAUCCUCUGUGAAUGUAUAAAAUGUCACAUUGAAUCCGUCUAGGGCAGGUAGUUUUCAUGAGCUUACCCGAGAUGACGCUAAGACCUCUAGACUCAGGGGAAAGCAGAUAGGUGACAAUCACAGUUGUGGCUCUCUUCAACUAUUUCCAAAGAACAGCUCUGGAGAUAUAUGAACCUGCCUAGUAGAGGAAUUUUUCAUCAUGUUUCCAGAGUGACAUUAAAGUCACUCUGACAGGUUACUGUACUUACUGAGCCUCUGGAAGAAAUAGUGCACUAAUUAAUCACUAAGCUUAAGACAGAAUAAAAAGAUAAGGCAAAGUCAAACUCAUCUCUUAAAAUCGUCACCACACUGUAUUUCUUGAAUUAUGCUGGGUGAUGGUUUUCAAACCAUCUCCACAAACCAGAGAAGGGUUUGGAGGCAUUCAGUCAUGUGGUCCUUUUAGCCUGCAUUGAAUUCUUUUUCCAGUCCAGCUUUGCCCAAGCCAUACCAUUCUGAAGCCUGCACAGCCUACCUCCCAAAAACUGGAGAGGGCAAUUCUUUCACAUUUUGAGAAAAGUACAGAAGAACAUUUUGGCAGUCUUGGGUACCCCUUAAAAUGCCUUGCCUGCUACCUGUUUGAUACUUUUAUGCAAGAGAAACCUGGGGUAUGAGUAAUAAUUCAACCUCAGGUUGUAUAUAUUAGAAUAUGCUGAGCCAUGGUUCAGCAAAAAUCUCCAACUUUUAAAAAAUGCUUUACUUAAAAUCUGUGGGAUAUGUAAUAAAGACACAUUUUACUUUUCAUCCAUAAUGAAUGCAGAAACAAGCAAGGUUUUUAUAUAUUUAGAGGAAGGGGAGGUUUUAGGCACACAGUUAUGAUACUAAUAUGUUUGGGGGAGGAGAAAUUGGUGAAAUCAAAAUGAACUCUAAUACAUCAGAUUAAUGGAAAGUUUU